UGAGCCUUACUGUAAAGUUAUAACAAAUGCGCUUAUUCGCUCAUAGUCAACAAACCUGCUAAAAUGACCCAGGAACAGCACUUGUACUUGGCAAUUCAAACUUUGAACGCGACCAUGAAUGAAGAACUGAUCCCGUAUCAGCCACCUCGGCACCGGAUGUCGGUAAGUAAGAGAGCAAGUGGCGUUUUCGGCUCCGCAGCGAUUUGUACAGGAAAUACCUUCCGCUGUGGAGAACAUUUGUGAAGGGCUGCCAUUUUACCGAGCUUACGCAGCACAAAUUCAUUAUGGGGGUCAAAGUGGUCCAGCUCACCUCUAAGUCCCACCAUGAAAACAUCCUGGCCUCUCUGCAUCAGCUGAUGCUGCAGGGGCAGCUGAGUGAUGUUACAGUGCAGGUAGACUACCAGGGAGAGGUACAGGAGUUUCAAGCACACCAGUUGAUGCUUGCCGCAUCCAGUGGCUACUUCAAGAAGAUCCUUCUGUCUCCGGAUGCUACCAGGGACAAAGUCGUUCUCUCCAGUAUGCACUCCAAUAAUUUCUCCAAGUUUUUGGAAUUUGUGUACACUGGUAAAGUUGAAGUUGUUAAGGAUAAGAUUGGUGAUGUUCAAGCAGCGGCACAACUUUUGGACUGUGAGGAUCUGUCAGCGGUUUGUGGUGAGGCCAUGAGUGCUGGAAUCUUACAAAAACCUACAAGAAAAACAUCUCCAUCAAAAGUUGUAGAUAACUUGCAUGGUGCCAAGAAAGAAAAAAGAACCAAAGAGAAGAACCAGCCUAAAAGCUUACUUCUUAAGCGACACCACUCUCCACAGAGCCCUGAAAAAGAAGUCAUUUCAAAAAGAUUAAAGGUAAAGAAUGCAGGAAAGGAGGGAAAAAGACUAGGAAGAACUCUAAAAUUGAGGUUGGCACGCCAUAAAGUUCUUGGUAAGCGUUUGAACACCAAAAGAGGAGCUAACCCUAACAAUGAAAACCAAGUUACAAAGGAAGACACAGAGGUGAAUGAGGACAGGACAGAAGCCGAGGCUCAAGCAGAGAAAAUGGACGAGUCACCAUUGGGAAUGCCAGUCUCUGAUGUGGAGGAUUGGGAAAGUGGGGAGGAUGUGCCGAGCAGUGAUCCCGAAGGCUCAUUGUUGUUAUCUCUGGAGGAAGAGGAGGAGGAGGGUGAGGGUGAGUCCAAGGAGACAUUAAAAAGAACAUCCAAGGCCCAGUUCCAGUGUAACAAGUGCCAACGGACCUUCCACUAUGAAAAAAGCUACUUGAAGCACAUCAGCACGUACCAUGGAGUAAAAGCAGAUGUGAUUAAUCGCUGUGAGACCUGCCAGCAAACCUUUGCUAACCGCAGCAAUCUGAAGAUCCAUGAAAAGCACGUUCACAACAAUGAGAGGCUUUUUGUUUGCGACUGCUGCUCAAAAACCUUCAAACGAAAGAAGGAUGUUGUCCGUCAUCAAAGACAGGUUCAUGAACGUAACAAUCUGCGACAUGUCUGCCCUGACUGUGGAAAGGCACUCAGCUCUAAAACUGCCCUGCUGUUGCAUGAGAGGACACACACCGGUGCAAAGCCUUUUGAGUGCACCGACUGCGGGGCCAGAUUUACCCAGAACUCCGCCCUCAAGAUGCACCGCAGGACUCACACAGGAGAGAAGCCAUUUGCAUGUGACGAGUGUGAUGCUCGGUUCACUCAGAAGCACAUGCUGUCCUAUCAUAAGCGAUCCCACACAGGAGAGAAGCCUUUCAUGUGUGAGGCCUGUGGUAAAAGCUUUGCAUCUAAAGAAUACCUGAGACACCACUCCAACAUCCACACUGGGUCCAAGCCUUACAAGUGCGAAGAGUGUGGUCGAGGCUUUGCUCAGAGGAAUUCCCUCCACCAGCAUUUAAAGAUACACACGGGUGAGCGUCCGUACAGCUGUAAAGACUGUGACAAGCAGUUCACCCAGCUUAAUGCCCUCCAGAGGCACCAGCGUAUUCACACAGGAGAGAAGCCCUACAUGUGUGGUCUGUGUAGACGCACUUUUACAGACAAGUCCACCCUUCGCAGGCACACCAUGAUUCAUGACUCAGAUGCUCCCUGGAAAACCUACCUGGUAGUGCUGGAGGGAAAUGUGGAGGAUAAGAGAACCAGAACUCCCACUAAGGUAAAGACAGAAAAAGCAGGAGCACGGGAGAAAAAGAGCGCCGCUAGAAAAAGUGGUGCUGGUGCUGGUGCUGUCACUGCUGGCGGUCAGGAUAAAACCCUCACUGACUCCUUUGUGGUGCCGUCUGAGCCCAUCACUCUCCCAUCUGAAUGGACCAGUCACGGGGCCAUCGCUCUGGUCAACCAUGGCGCCCUCGGCGGGAUCACUGUCAUUCACACCGAGAUGCCCACUGGGACCCAGAUGCAGCCACUCAUAACCACUGACAGCACAGGGCCCAGCAUCAUUUCCUUAGACGGAUCAGCCAUCCCUGUCCCUUUCUCCAUACCGGUGUCAAUGACUCACAGUAUCCCCUUGUACUCUGAAGCUUCCUCCACCUCUCUGUCCAUACCCACCCUCCCAGUUCGUGAUUCUGAUGGCAGAUUGGCGUCAGCCUCAGAGAUCCCAAAUGUUUCCACUUCUUCUGUUCUGGAAGCUGCCACCUCACAGACCAUUUUAGCUCCAGUUUCGGAGACUAAGGUUACUUCUGAGACAGAGAUUUUGCAGCCUGAUAUUCUAACUGUGAUUGUCGGUGAGGAUGCUCAUGGAAGAAAACCAACAGCUGCUGUCCCAAGUGAUGGAGAGCAGAGGACAGCAGAAAAGCCCUUAGGUGAACCUAAAGGGGCUCCAGCUCAAGAGGCUGUAGAAGAUGCAUGUGAAUAGAAAGUAUUUUAUCUGGGUGGAGGGAAUUUAAAAUCCAGUUUAUGUUAUUUGAUGUAUUUACUUUGGCAUUAGCACUGUGUGAAUGUGUGGUCCGACUAUGUGGUGUUUCAUCAAUAUUAAAAUCCAUUGAGUGUCUCAAUCACAGGCUUGGAUGUGAUAUUCAGUGUGUCACACACACUCUUAUGGAAUGUAAUGGCGUUCAUAAAAAAACACAAGAAUCUGCUGUUCUUUAGUGACAUAUCAGAAAUAAAAGUUAAAAAAGAUUAAGGUAUUAGUGUGAUUUAAUUAAAUAAUAUUGUACAUAUCUUAUAAUUCAUGGCAAGAAAUGUGAAACAAAUCAUAUUA
Messenger RNA from Etheostoma cragini (Arkansas darter), 3170 nucleotides. RefSeq names its product GDNF-inducible zinc finger protein 1 (gene gzf1). Gene Ontology annotation, biological process: regulation of transcription by RNA polymerase II. Bases 285 to 2825 code for a protein of 846 amino acids. Gene Ontology annotation, molecular function: DNA-binding transcription factor activity; protein binding; RNA polymerase II cis-regulatory region sequence-specific DNA binding. The transcript has 8 exons. The record is from RefSeq and is a predicted model, not a curated record. Lineage: Eukaryota; Metazoa; Chordata; Actinopteri; Perciformes; Percidae.